Messenger RNA from Anopheles maculipalpis, 1317 nucleotides. It is a transcript of the gene prtp, whose product is annotated as thioredoxin domain-containing protein 5 homolog. Gene Ontology annotation, cellular component: endoplasmic reticulum. Gene Ontology annotation, biological process: protein folding. Bases 43 to 1317 code for a protein of 424 amino acids. Gene Ontology annotation, molecular function: protein disulfide isomerase activity. NCBI's taxonomy places the organism in Eukaryota, Metazoa, Arthropoda, Insecta, Diptera, Culicidae. The transcript is spliced from 3 exons. The record is from RefSeq and is a predicted model, not a curated record.
GGUGCUGCUGCUGCUCGGUGCCGGAGAAUACAGUAAAAUAAGAUGGCCGGAACGCAGCGAACCUUCACCGUAAUGGUGGCACUGCUGUUGGCCACGCUGGCCAACGGACACUCGGAUACGACCAGCGUACAUUUGACGAAGGACAACUUUCAGACGGAGGUCGAUGGUGCCAACUACUUCGUGAUGUUCUACGCACCAUGGUGCGACUACUGCAAGAAGCUGGCCCCAACCUGGGCCUCCCUGGCCGAGGCACGCAACGGCGAUGCGGACGGGGUGGUAAAGAUUGGCCGGGUCGACUGUACGACCGAUGGUGAUCUUUGCACGCAGCACGACAUUACCGGCUACCCGAUGCUGAAGCUGUUCCGGAAGGGUGGAUCGGGCGGUGACGGCGGCACCAAGUACCGGGGCGGUCGCGAUCUUGCCCAGUUUAACGCGUUCCUCGACGAGCAGCUAGCGACGGCAGCCGGCGAGGGUGCUAAGGAGGGGGCGGAUAGUUCGCAGGAGGAUGGCGGCCUGCCGGACGCACCGCCAACCCCCGUAUCGCCGCUAACCGAGCUGACCGAGGACACGUUCGCGAAACACGUCUCGAGCGGGAAGCAUUUUGUGAAGUUCUACGCCCCGUGGUGCGGCCACUGUACGAAGCUUGCACCGACCUGGGAGGAGUUGGCCCGCAGCCUGGAGCACGAGCGUGAUAUCCGUGUGUCGAAGAUCGAUUGCACCCAGUACCGGCCGAUCUGUACGGACUUUGAGGUGAAGGGCUACCCGACGCUGCUGUGGAUCGAGGAUGGCAAGAAGAUUGAGAAGUACACCGGACCCCGGACCCAUGCCGAUCUGAAGCAGUACGUGUCCCGGAUGGCCGGUGGGCUGAAGGAGGAGCAGGAGGCCGGCGGGCAGCAGCAGGGCGACAAGAAGAAGGAGGAAGGCACACUGGAGGGUGGUGCUGAGCGGGAGGACAAUCGGUCGGUGGUGGUGCAGCUGAGCGAGGGCGAUUUUGCGCACGCUAUCGCGAAGGGUGUGACGGUGGUAAAGUUUUACGCACCCUGGUGCGGACACUGUAUGCGGCUCGCACCGACCUGGGAGCAGCUGGCGGAGAAGCUGGCCGCCCGGGACGACGUGAAGAUAGCGAAGGUCGACUGUACGGUCGAUGCGAACAAGGAGCUGUGCGGCGAGCAGGAGGUAAACGGGUAUCCGACCGUCUUUCUGUACCGCGAGGGUGAAAAGGUGACGGAGUACUUUGGCCAUCGGUCGCUGGACGAUUUGCACGAGUUCGUGAUGCAGCAUCUGCAGGACCAGGGUGGAUCACACGAUGAGCUGUAG